AUGUUACGAUGGUGGCUGAUCCUUUUGGUCGGGUCUACAUUAAUUCCCCCAGCUCUUCUGAAGCGGGGAGGUGGAGGUGGAUUCGGGAGGGGCAGCUCCGGCUCCAGGAUGGGCGGCCGUAUCUCAUCCGGUAGCCGUACCGGAGGCGGUUUCGGCUCCAGCGGCGGCCAUUCCUCGGGUGGCGGCGGAAUUUUCGGAGGGCACAAGAGCUCUGGCGGUGGGUAUAGCGGAGGUACCGGAGGGAUGUCCGGGUCACAUAAUAUGGGACGCAAACCGGCGGGUACCGGAUUCAACACGAGGCCACAAGAUAGCAGAGGUGGUGGUUGGUUUGGCAGGAACCGGAAUUACGGCGGCGGCGGCGGGUUCCAUACUUCGAGGUACAACUCGGGCUCCGGGCGUGGCAGCUUCAUGCGGUCGAAUCAAUUCAAGAAUAUGAUUGUUGGAGCGGCGGCCGGAUACUUGACAUAUCAAGCUGGAAAGCAUAUCAUCAGGAGUAUGACGUCGCCAAUGAUGUGGGGCAAUCGGCCUUAUUACUGGGGCCAGCAGUACUACCAGCCGCGUCAUGGGUAUAAUCAGAUGUGUCGGAUGCCAAUUCAACCUGGAGAUACACAGUUUGGAAAUAUUUAUCAGCAGGAUGGCAUCAGCCGCCCAAAAGAACUCGUCUGGGGUUGCGGACCCUAUGAAGCCUGCUGCGGCAUGGAAUGCUGCUACGUCGGUGGCGGAAACGCGAAUCAACCACUCUCCGUGGGAUCCCUCCUUAUCAUGCUCUUCAUCGUCCUCGUCGCCUUCAUGGUCAUCUUCCACGUGUGCAAAAAGCGCCGCGAGCAGCAGCAGCAACACAUUGUCCAA
Molecule: messenger RNA, 849 nt
Organism: Mesorhabditis spiculigera
Lineage: Eukaryota; Metazoa; Nematoda; Chromadorea; Rhabditida; Rhabditidae
Source: the annotation of a GenBank genome assembly